Polistes canadensis is the source of this 2858-nucleotide messenger RNA. It is a transcript of the gene MAN1, whose product is annotated as inner nuclear membrane protein Man1. Gene Ontology annotation, biological process: negative regulation of BMP signaling pathway; nuclear envelope organization. Gene Ontology annotation, molecular function: chromatin DNA binding. The record is from RefSeq and is a predicted model, not a curated record. Gene Ontology annotation, cellular component: nuclear inner membrane. The transcript has 11 exons. Bases 311 to 2782 code for a protein of 823 amino acids. NCBI's taxonomy places the organism in Eukaryota, Metazoa, Arthropoda, Insecta, Hymenoptera, Vespidae.
UAGAACGCCUUCGGCUGAUGCGUAUAAAACUAUGGCCGUUAGAAAAUUGCGCCAUGUUUUAGUUCACGAGUGAAUUGUUUUCCGAAAGUGAAUAUAUUAAAGUAAUCUUUCUUAAAUAUUCUAUUUCUCGAAGAUUGACGAAGAAGUAAGCUUGAAAAAGUUUCACGUGUUAGCACGAUAAAAUAGGUCAAAUAAAAGUAGCCAAAGAUAAACAAAUUAUUGGCAGUAAAGAAUUUAAUUUCUUAGUUCUUUUUAAUUCAUCGUGGGUAAAUUUGAUCCGUGUGAGAUCGAACUGUUUAAAUAUUUCAGUAUGGUAUUGGUAAACAAAAUGUCGGUAGAUAAUCUCAGUGAUGCAGAAUUACGUAGUAAGCUUAUGGAAUAUGGAUACCCGGUAGGACCUGUAACACAGACAACCAGAAAAAUACUUGCUAAAAAACUAAAGACUCUUAUUGAAACCCGAGGUCUUGCUGGAACGCGUCAUUCGUUAGCUGCCAGAUACAGCAGCGAUGAGACCGAUGAGGAUACAGCUUCAACCGUUGUUAAAAAAAAAAAAUCAGCAUCUAAUACUCGUCGACAAACUUUGGCCAAUCCUAUGCCCCCACCAUCUUCUAUGAUACCAGCACCUUCGGAAACUAAAAAUUUGAUGAAAGAUCCCAACGUAGAAAUUGUUGAUAAUAUUAUACCAGAGCCGGUUGGUUCAUCAACAUUUUCUAAUCGUACCAUUACAAGUUUACAAAAGAAACAUACAAAGAUUUAUAAUUCAGCCAAUCGAUCAGAUGGUUUAGAAACUGGUUCCGAUUCAGAUAUUAGAGAAGAAAACGAGUCGUCGAAUUAUUUGCAAAGUAGAUAUUUAACUAAUGUUGGAAAGUUGUAUGGUUCUAAAUUACAUACCGAGCCUACGGUUGGAGAAGAACCAUCUUCAAAAUUAUACGAAUCAAAGUCAAGACCUGUACAUACUCCUAAAGAUAAUAAGUAUGUCGAACCUCCUUUUAAAACUUAUAAUACUUUUAUAUCACCAACUAAGGAAGAUACGAAUGUAAGAGAUUCGAGAGAUUUGCUUUCGAACUAUGACACUCCAUUUUUAUCAGAAUUUACACGAAGGCUCAGUUCUAGAGCGACAUUGGAUACCCCUUCUACAUCUCACUCUUCGAUGAAUAGUUCUAUAAUACGAGACUCACCCUCUGUUUUUCCUGAAACAUACAAGAAGGAUUUAAAUCAUCAUUUCUCUUCUUUAAAAUCGUUGUGUUCAACUUUGCCUGCGGGUUUAAGAACAGUUGAUGCAAUUACCGACAGAUCUCGUAAAACUAUUGGCAAAAAAUUCAAGUCCAACUCGAAUAAGGAAGAUUUACGGAACAACCAAAAUAUGAUAUCUGUCUUCCUAGUGGUGGUACUUGCUUUAUUUUUUGCAAUCCUGGCAAUAAUAUACUUGGGGCUGGGUGGUAAAAAUGAAACUUUCCCAUCAUUAUCAAUGGAUAGCGAUAUACCGCUGUGUUUUAUGGGAACGCCUGAUCUCAAAGCACCAGGAGUUAAUUGUGUAAUGAAAGAAAAUGUAGAAAAAGUAUUACUAUUAUUAAAACAACUUCAACCGGUUUUAUUGAAAAAAGCAAUAUCUGUCCUAUGCGACAAUUCUAGUGAUAUACCAUAUUUAACGGACUCGGAAAUUGAGGAUAUGUUGUUAAAAACUAAAUUGGACCCUCUAGUAGUGAAAGAAUAUUUACAAAAUGCACAACUUCUUAUUAUUAAGAAUCCUCAAUGGGGUAUUUCACUUAUUGAUGUAAGCGAUGGCGAUAAGACUUCUGGAGAAGUAUUAAAUUCGUUGGAUAGUAUAUUUUCAGCACGUAUAAAUGGAAAAAUUGGAAUGAUUAUAUUGAAUCCAGAUCGACCAUUGCAAUGUCAUAUCAAGAAUAAGUUAUUCACCAUUUUUUCAACUCUCCUGAUAAUCUCCCUUGGCAUUUUAGCAGUUAUCGGAACGCAGAAAUUAUUCGUUUGGUAUAAAAGAUAUCAAAAAUCAAUGGAAAGAGAACUAUUUAAGCUAGUUAGCGAAAUCAUUAACAUCGUUGAACAGCAUCAUCAAAAUGUUGGAUUAUCAUCCUCCGGUACGACGCAAGAUACAUUUCUUGCGAUCAAUCACGUGCGUGAUAAUUUGAUUUUGCCGAAAGAUCGUAAAAGAAUGUCUAGUUUAUGGGAAAAAGCUGUUAAAUUCUUGGACGAGAAUGAAUCUAGAAUUCGAAGAGAAGUACAACAAGUUGCUGGUGAAGAAUUUCACGUAUGGCGUUGGUUACCUAAUAAUACUCUUAACGUGUCUAACGCGCAAAGUCCUUCGUUGAAUAAAAAAUCCAAAGUAUGGCAAGGACAAGCGUUUGAAACUAUGGAAGGAUCGGUUAAUAGUUUAACUUGUUCGCCGACUCCCUGCUUAAAAAUAAGACAUAUGUUUGAUCCAGAUGCCGAAAAUGACGACAACUGGGAGAUCAAAAUACAAGAUGCCAUUUUAGAAAAGUGUGGAGAAGGUGUGCAAAUACUUCAUAUUCGAGUGGAUCGCGGUAGCCGAGAAGGUUGCGUUUAUAUGAAGUGCACAUCGCAGAGAGAUGCUGGAAAAGCUUACAGAGCAUUACACGGCUGGUGGUUUGACGGUCAUUUAGUAACCGUCAAAUAUUUGCGACUUGAACGAUAUUACAAAAGAUUUCCAGACGCUGUGCAAUGCACGACGGCUUUGAAACCAAGCAAUAAUAAACGGUUAUCCAUGCAGGCACACUAUUGGCAAAGUCCGUUAGAAUCUAAUUAAUGGAAACUGUCCACCACAUGCUCCAUCAUAUCUUGCAAAAAAAAAAAAAAAGAAAGAAAGAGAAAAAAAGAAAAAA